Messenger RNA from Aspergillus bombycis, 1401 nucleotides. RefSeq names its product PCI domain protein. Gene Ontology annotation, cellular component: cytoplasm; eukaryotic translation initiation factor 3 complex. Gene Ontology annotation, biological process: cytoplasmic translational initiation. The record is from RefSeq and is a predicted model, not a curated record. The transcript has 2 exons. Gene Ontology annotation, molecular function: translation initiation factor activity. The coding region runs from base 1 to 1401 and encodes 466 amino acids. NCBI's taxonomy places the organism in Eukaryota, Fungi, Ascomycota, Eurotiomycetes, Eurotiales, Aspergillaceae.
AUGCCCGCCCCCACUACUACCCUCCUCAUCGAGGGCUCCUUCAGCGAACUCGCCGAUGAGUUCGCCCAGUACCUCGACGCACUGCGCAAAACCGAAGGCAGCACCACCAUUCAGGCCGAAAUCUCCCCGCUCUUGGAACCCCUCCGCCAGCAGGAACAGAGUGACGCUGAGCCCGAUCGGAAACAGCGUGAUGAUGUUCUCAAGAAGCUGGUCUCGGCGGCAUCCGUGUUGAAUAAUGCUCCAGAGAAGGAGAUUAUCUCCGCCUACAACCUUCUCGUCCAUCUUAUUCACUACGCCUCAGACCCUGACAUGUUCCUCUCCCGCAUCUGCUCUUACCUCGCUAAACCAAUCACUUCUUCCGCCCAGUUCGGACCCUCGUUGGCCAUCUCUAUCCUCUCCACCAUCUUCAACACUCUCGCUCCUACCGACUCCAGCCGCUUCCAUGUCUUCCUGGGUAUUGUCGCAGUUAUUCGUCAGUCCGGCUCCACAGUCGCUUUCGAAGCCCUCAAGCCUCAGUUGACCGCUCAGCUGCCCACCUGGCUGUCCUCCUGGGAGUUAGAUGAGGAAGAGGCUCAGCGCCUGCACCUCGCCGUUGCAGACGCCGCUCAGGCCGCGGGCGACCCGGAGCUGGCGCAGACUCACAUUGUGCAGGCUCUGCAGACCAUUCCAGCCGCGCAGGCUUCUUCCAAGGAGGCCCGCGACCUCGCCAUCCGCGCUCUCACCUCCGCUCUCACCCACCCCGCUGUGUUCGACUUCACCCCUCUGACGGCUUCGGACGCCGUCCAGGCCCUUCGCUCCAGUGACAGCACCCUGUUUGAGCUUCUUGAGAUCUUCACAGCCGACACCCUCGACGCUUACGAGGCUUUCGUCACCGCCACUCCCUUGACGGGCAUCUCCGGUGGUGUGCUGGCCGACGCUGGCGAGGCGCUGCAGAACAAGAUGCGUCUGUUGACUUUGGCCUCUCUGGCCGCCUCGACCCCUUCCCGUUCCUUGCCCUAUGCUACGAUCGCCGCGGCUCUGCGUGUGCCAGCCGAAGAUGUCGAGAAGUGGGUCAUCGAUACAAUCCGUGCUGGUCUGGUCGAGGGUAAGCUGUCUCAGCUGCGCUCUGAAUUCCUGGUACACCGCGCUACCUACCGUGUUUUCGGCGAGAAGCAGUGGGCAGAAGUGCAGGGUCGCUUGAUGGUCUGGCGUCGCAGCCUUGAGAACGUUCUGGGCGUUCUUCGUAGCGAGCGGGAGCGUUUCGUUCGUGAAAGCCUGCAGGCCGCUGUGGCAGCAGAGGAAGCUGCCCAAGGCAAGUCGAACGACAAGGGUAAUAAGUCUGGAGAUCGUCGGCAGCGUCAUGGUAACAACCAACAAUCUCAGCAGCAACAGCAGCCCCAGGAGGUGGCAGCCGCAGAGUAA